ACUUCCACUUCCGGCCGUUGCUCAGGCUCUGCACCUGGACAGGGCAGCGGUAGGGCAGCGGUGGGCCGGCGGUUGCGCUCCUCAGAUCGGCGGCCUUCCGGGCGGUGGCUUGCAUUUGAGCCUCAGAAAGCGAGGAGCGGCCUCCACGGAAGCCAAGCUGGCCGAGUGCUUUUAGGAAGAAGAUCCUUUUAUUGCUUUUGUACAAGACCAGACAGGAUCUCAUUUGUCAAACGUGGUACCAGUUGGGUGUCUUAACACAGGAGCAGAACUUCCUAGAGCAGAAUGAUGAUGGUAGAUCUGAAAGUGGCUGCGUACUUGGACCCUCAGAUCAGGGCUUUGUGGGAGACCAAGGGGCCUGCAAGAGAGAGCUCCGGUCAGAGUAAAAAAUCUCCUCGAAUGGACAGUCUCGAUCCUAAGAGCUCUUGCUGGCACUUCCGGAACUUCACCUAUGAUGAAGCAGCUGGACCCCGUGAGGCUGUCAGCAAACUUCAAGAAUUAUGUCAUCUAUGGCUGAGGCCAGCGAUCCACUCAAAAGAGCAGAUACUGGAACUGCUGGUGCUGGAGCAGUUCCUGACUAUUCUGCCCAGGGAGACACAGACCCAGAUGAAGAAGCACCAUCCACAGAGCAUUGAGGAGGCUGUGGCUCUGGUAGAACACUUGCAGAGGGAAUCUGGUCAAACAUGGAAUGGGGUGAGAAGAAAGAUUCCUGGCGUGUACAGUGAAAUAGGAUGCAGGUGGAUAUAGCAGAGAUGGUGGCAGUUAGUUGAGAAAUUCGAUGGAUUAGGUCACUGUGUUUUUUUUUUUUAGGACAGUUAAGGUGGGACUUGAAACUACAGGCCCACAGAAAAGUUUACAGGUUUCAGAGAUUGUGGCAGAUACUUCCCUGGCCUUAGAGAAAGAGAGUUGCUUUUGCCCUCUUUGGAGCCAGGGUGAAUUGAGGGUGAUGGGCCUAGUCUGGCUUGGCCAAGGAGACAGGACUUAAGUACUUAGAAACAGAAUAAAAGGUAAUAAAGAGUCAGGGAGGCUGGAUGCAGUGGCUCACACCUGUGUUCCCAGCACUUUGGGAGGCUGAGGCGGGUGGCUCACCUGAGGUCAGGAGUUCAAGACCAGCCUGGACAGCAUGGUGGAACCCUCUCUCUACAAAAAUAAACAAAUUAGCUGGGCGUGAUGAUGGGUGCCUGUAAUCCCAGCUAUCCUGGAGGCUGAGGAGGGAGAAUCAUUUGAACCUGGGGGGUUGCAGUGAGCCGAGAUUGCGCCAUUGCACUCCAUCCUGGGCAACACAGCAAGACUCCAUCUCACACACACACAAAAAAAGAGGGGCCAGGUGCAGUGGCUCACACCUGUAAUCCCAGCACUUUGAGAGGCCAAGGCAGACGGAUCUCCUGAGUCCAGCCUGGGCCACAUGGUGAAACCCUGUCUCUACAAAAAACAUGAAAAUUAGCCAGGCAUGGUGGCGCACACCUGUGGUCCCAGUUACUUGGGAGGCUGAGUCAGGAGAAUCACCUGAGCCCAGGAGGUGGAGGUUGCAGUGAGCUGAGAUCGCACCAUUGCACUCCCUUGGGUGACAGAGUGAGACCCUGUCUUAAAAAAAAAAAAAAAGGGCAGAUCCACAAGGAGAACACAGGAAAACAAGGACAUUUAAAGAAAAGGAGAAAUUGGCCAGGUUCGGUGGCUCAUGCCUAUAUUUCGAACACUUUAGGGGGUCGCGGUGGGAGGACUGCUUGAGACCAGCCUGGGGAACAUAGUGUGACCUUGUUGCUAUGAAAAAAAAAAAAGAAAAUAAGCCAGGCUGAUGGCACAUGCCUGUAGUCCCAGUUUCACAAGAGGUUGAGGUGAGAGGAUUGCUUGACCCAGAAGUUUGAGGCUGCAGUGAGUUACUAUUGCAGCAUUGUGCUCUGGCCUGGGCAACAGAGUGAGACCUUGUCUCUUAAAAAUAAAAAAAUGUUUUAGGCCAGGCAUGGUGGCUCACAUCUGUAAUCUCAGCACUUUGGGAGGCUGAGGUGGGCGGAUCACAAGGUCAGGAGUUUGAAACCAGCCUGACCAACAUGCUGAAGCCGUCUCUACUAAAAAUACAUAAACUAGCUGGGCGUGGUGGCGUGUGCCCGUAAUCCUAGCUACUCAGAAGGCUGAGGCAGGAGAAUGGCUUGAACUCAGGAGGCAGAGGUUGCAGUGAGCUGAGAUUGUACCACUGCACUCCAGCCAGGGCAACUGAGCGAGACUCCAUGUCAAAAAAUAUAUAUUUUUAAAAAUUAGGAAAAAUCCAGCCUGGGCAACAUGGUGAACCUCCGUCUUUACAAAAAAUACAAAAAUCAGCUGGGCAUGGUGGCAUGUGCCUGUAGUCCCAGCUACUCGGGAGGCUGAGGUGGGAGGAUCACCUGAGCCUGGCAAGGAUGAGACUGCAGUGAGCCAUGAUUGCACUAUUGUACCCCAGCCUGGGUGACAGAGUGAGACUCCCAUCUCAAAAAACAAACAAACAAAAAACUAGGGGAAGACUGCAAAAGAAAAGAAAACAGAAAAAAGGGAAACAAAGAUUUGGAAAAAUGAAAACUCCCAACAGAAUAGCCCAGGACAAGAAAUGCACUGAUGGGUAAUGUCCUCCCUAUAGUAGAUGAAAGUCUCUACUGCCUUCCCUUAAUGGUUGUUCCUUGGCUCUGCUGACAAGUCGGGAGCCAGGGUAUGAACUUGGUGGGUGGCAACACAUCUGCUGACCUCGGGUCUGCUGGGAAGAAUACAGGGCAGGACCUAUGUUUGGUGUCAGAAUCAUCUGGAGGUUGCAGUCCAUGAGCUGAGAAAGGAGGCAGUGCUCUUGGGAGAAACAACAGAGGCCUCAAGUUUCAGGCUGAAGCCAACAGAGUCCCAACCAGUGGGCAUAUCCCAAGAUGAAGAAUUUUGGAAUACAUACCAGGGUCUGCAAGAACAGCUCAGCAGGAAUACUCAUAAAGAGACUGAGCCUGUGUAUGAGAGGGCUGUGCCUACUCAACAGAUUCUAGCCUUUCCUGGGCAAACAAACACCAAAGACUGGACAGUGACACCUGAGCGCGUCUUACCUGAGUCUCAGAGCUUGUUGACAUUUGAAGAAGUGGCCAUGUAUUUUUCCCAGGAAGAAUGGGAGUUAUUGGAUCCCACUCAGAAGGCCCUCUACAAUGAUGUAAUGCAGGAAAACUAUGAGACUGUCAUCUCUCUAGCAUUGUUUGUGCUCCCCAAACCUAAAGUGAUCUCCUGUCUAGAGCAAGGGGAAGAGCCAUGGGUUCAAGUAUCCCCGGAGUUUAAGGAUAGUGCUGGAAAAUCUCCUACAGGGUUAAAGCUCAAAAACGACACUGAAAAUCAUCAGCCUGUAUCCCUUUCUGACUUAGAAAUACAAGCAUCAGCAGGCAUCAUAUCAAAAAAGGCCAAAGUAAAAGUUCCCCAGAAAACAGCAGGCAAAGAAAAUCAUUUUGAUAUGCACAGAGUGGGAAAAUGGCACCAAGAUUUUCCAGUGAAGAAAAGAAAGAAACUUUCAACCUGGAAACAAGAGCUGCUUAAACUUAUGGAUCGUCACAAGAAAGAUUGUGCAAGAGAGAAGCCUUUUAAAUGUCAGGAAUGUGGGAAAACCUUCAGAGUUAGCUCUGACCUUAUUAAGCACCAAAGAAUUCACACUGAAGAGAAACCCUAUAAAUGUCAACAGUGUGAUAAGAGGUUUAGAUGGAGUUCAGAUCUUAAUAAGCACUUAACAACACACCAAGGAAUAAAACCAUAUAAAUGUUCAUGGUGUGGGAAAAGCUUCAGUCAAAAUACAAAUCUACAUACACACCAAAGAACUCAUACAGGAGAAAAGCCCUUCACAUGUCAUGAAUGUGGAAAAAAAUUCAGUCAGAACUCCCACCUUAUUAAACACCGGAGAACCCACACAGGUGAGCAGCCAUAUACUUGUAGCAUAUGCAGGAGAAACUUCAGCAGGCGGUCAAGCCUUCUUAGACACCAGAAACUCCACCUGUGAAGAGAAGCUUGUCCAGUGUCCUCAUUCUGAAGACAUUCACCAAAUGGAGCUUGACACUAAAAUUUAUGUAAAACAAAAAUCACAAACCUUGAAAAAUUUUACAUCAGAAAAUGGAGGGAUAAACAUAUGUUUCACAGAAAAUAAUCAAGACUUGCUCUGCAGCCACUCAGUAGUCUUCUGUGGUCACAGAAGUAAACAUUGUUGGUUUUGUAUUGAUCUCUCCAGUCAUGUUUGAACACAUCCAAUAGAAACAUUGGCAGCAUGGUCUUCCAAAACAGAAAGCAGUAACAUGCAUGUUUAAUUGCAUACCAUUCUCUUCGCAGUAGCAGGCUUACCAAUUUCAAUAGUCUCAUGAGGCAGAAAUGAAUUACAAUGUAAAGUGUUCCAAGAACCAAAUUGGAUUUUCUUUCUUUUGUCAUUGGACAUGGUUUGCAAAGUUGAACAUUAUUUGAGUUCCUUCUUGAACUUUUUGGCAACUUCUCUUGGAUCCUGUUAUCACAGUUUUUUACUGUGAUGAAAUCAUGUUAACUUCACCACUAGGGAAUCUCCGGAUGAACUAUUAAUGCACUAUCUUAUGCCUCUCAUUGGUGAUGUUUGGAAAAUAGAAAACAUCUCUAAUGGAAUCAUGGGGAAACGGGUUGGAAUUUGUAGCCAUGGAAUAUAUAUUAGAUGUAAAGAAUUUUCUGCAAUAAAAGAAACUAUACUUGUUAAUCCGUGCCUUGCAAUGUCAGUAGGAUAAAGCAGCUAUAAAAAUUAGUACUUGCCCAAGGCCUGAAAGAAAAUUAGUGGGAAUAAAAUCAACUUCUCAGA
This is a messenger RNA of Pongo pygmaeus (Bornean orangutan), 4786 nucleotides long. It is a transcript of the gene ZNF75A, whose product is annotated as zinc finger protein 75A. Gene Ontology annotation, molecular function: DNA-binding transcription factor activity, RNA polymerase II-specific; RNA polymerase II cis-regulatory region sequence-specific DNA binding. The coding region runs from base 3086 to 3976 and encodes 296 amino acids. The transcript has 7 exons. NCBI's taxonomy places the organism in Eukaryota, Metazoa, Chordata, Mammalia, Primates, Hominidae. The record is from RefSeq and is a predicted model, not a curated record. Gene Ontology annotation, biological process: regulation of transcription by RNA polymerase II.